AUGCCUGCAAUAACCCGACUCUUCAACAUCAGGACUGUUGAUUCCUCUGGAGAAGAGAAGUUGACUAACCGCAUCAGUACUGAGGCGGAAAUCGAUGCAAAAGCCACCCUAGGCACGGACGUAUCAAAGUCUUCCAAUGACAUUCAGAUCCUUGAUGUGUAUCUUGAGUUGCCCGAGGAAAAGGAGGAGAAGAAGAAGGAGCUAAGCGCGGCAGCUCAGAAGGUCUUGGAUAGCGAUCUGGAUAUGGAUUUGAUGGUAUGGAAUGAAUUUCAUCCAUGCAUUAUGAUUUUCGAAACUGACCAUGUGCGCGUGCAGAAAAAUAAACCGGAGUUGAUAUCUGCAACGCUGAAAGAGCUUGCUAGCAAGUAUAACCAUGCCAACUUCAAGGCCGGCGUCUCUAAGGAGAGUGUUGUGGUUGCUGGCAGCAUGUCUGAAGAAGACUGGGACUCGGUUCUUCGGAAUACCCAAUUCCUGAACGGCCAUAGAAUGGUUUUUACCACCUAUGCAAAUGGCACUAAAGGAUUCAAGAGGAUUGAUAAGGCUCCCUAUACUGCAUUCUCUAUCAAACCCAGAAAAAUGACCAGCAUGGAAAAGGCCGAUAAAAGCAUCAAACUUGAAACCGAAUACCGAAUCCCUAGAUACGUUGUGACUGAUGACUCCUAUGUCAACGUCUUUGAAACGUCAACUGCACUUUCUAAAAGUGUUGCAUCGAGUUCUUUCUCUCAAAUGGAUAUCGAAGCCUCAGCUGGAGGAAAUGUUUUCGGUGCCAGUCUAUCUGUAAAGGCCGGUUUCAGCCAGAGUGAAAGCCAGGCUAUGGCUUCAUCUCAAUCAUCUUCGGCAAGAACCAUGAACAUCACUUACAAUUUUCCGAGAGUUGUCUUGCAUCUUGACCCAAGAAGUCUGGAGCUGACAGAUGAAUGUAAAACCGCCGUGCAAGGAGUGACGGACGAAGCAACUCUUGUCCAAUUCCACCAUGAUUUUGGACAUUUCUUUUCUACCAAUCUUCAGCUAGGUGGGAAGCUCUAUGCCUCUGAGCAAUUCACCUCUUCAGAAUCUGCGAGUGCAGAAGAGAAAUCAAAUGCAAUGAAGGCUAGCGCUCAAGCUUCCUUCUCCUAUGGAACAUUCCAAGCUUCGGCCAGCGUAAGCUAUGAAGAGAAUGGAAAGUCAUCAGGCUCAAAUCAAAGCAGCAGAAUGUCAAAUUCUCUCACAUGGGAAGCCCAGGGCGGUGACACAAUUCUGUGCAAUGAUCCCCCGAAUUGGUGCCACACUGUUAAGCCGUUCAAUCACUGGAGAGUGAUCAACCAACAAGAUGUGCUACCAUUGGUGGAUUUUAUCGGACGCUUCACUGAUUUCUCGCACAUUCCCAAACUCUUUGCAGAUAUUGUAGCGGGGACUAGAAAGCCUGUUAAUCGUCGGUUCCGUCUUCGAGCUAAAGAAACAGAGUAUGUUGGAGCAAAUGAAUACUAUGGCCUGCGUGAACAUGCCUCAAAGAGACGACUUGGUAUGUUUCGACAGUAUUCAAAAUUGAUUAGUUCCUGCUAA
Penicillium waksmanii is the source of this 1542-nucleotide messenger RNA. RefSeq lists its product as uncharacterized. The record is from RefSeq and is a predicted model, not a curated record. The transcript has 10 exons. Lineage: Eukaryota; Fungi; Ascomycota; Eurotiomycetes; Eurotiales; Aspergillaceae. Bases 1 to 1542 code for a protein of 513 amino acids.